GGCUUUCCUGAAUUCAAGGAGACGAAAAACUUUGCCUGGGCGGGGUACUGGUGGUUUAAGGGACCCCACAGUACCUCCCUUGCGCCCUGGCGACUUAGCGCACACUUUCUUCGACGUCGAUGCUUUGGCGCAAGGUUUGACGGCCGACCCUUUCGCACACACGGGCCGCAUGAGCGGCAAGAGGCGGGCCCCUGGAAGGGAAUAUUCACCGCCGCCGUUCGUGGUGCUGAGCCCUCGAUGGUCGGGUUCGUCGCUCAGCGGCGUGAGAGGGAGGGAGUCCGGAGCGGGUGAGGUGGGGUCCGGCGUGAGAGGGAGGGAGUCCGGAGCGGGUGAGGUGGGGUACGGCAGACACAGCGAGGGCGACAGAGACAAUGCAGGAUCGAUGCCUCCACCGCCCGCACGGGCUUCAGAGGCUGGCGUCGACGCCGAGGACCAGACGGCGGCACCCGGAGUUGCACAUAGUGGCGGUUCCCCGCCGACAGUCCGAGGUGGUGUGGGUGGCGGAUGGUCAGCUGUUCGUCGGGUCGGGGACCGGUUGUGGGAGGAUUACGACGCCGAGAGGGGCGUCUUCGCGGGACGUACGGCAGUUCAGACGCAGGCUGCGGAGGGUGGGUCCGGACGUCCGAGCCUGCAGAUGGCAGGCCGCAUGCUCGGUUUGUCACGAGCGGAGAUGAGGAGAUCAUUGGUCCUCGAGGCCGCAGGGACAUCCACGGACAUGCUGCAGGGACAACAGUACACAUCGGGCGGGGAGGGGUUGUUGAUGCGUCCCGGGACGAGACAACAGCGCGGCCUCUCGGAGGUUGAGGCUCCACUCGCGGCAGAGAUCGCCGCUGGCCGACCAGCAUUGGACGCGAUUCAAAGGGAGAGAGGGGGGGAUUGCUGCACGGGCGGCGGAGGACGAGGAUGCAGACACAGAGUCCGAGCCGAUCGAGACUGCGGCCCGCAGACACAGGGCACAGGUGGCCGCGGCAGCCGCUGCAGCACAGGCGGCAUACCUCACCACAUGGCCGCCCGUCCUCCGGGAGAGGCCGCGCGCGCUCUGGAGCGAGAUGACGACGUGCACCGCGGCUUCUCCAACCUUCGGGUCCGCUAUGACGGACUACAACUCCCGGCGGCCACCUCUGCUAUGGCGCAUCAGGCCCUGCACACGACGACGCGCAUGGAAUAGCGGGUACAAGCUCCGAUACCAAUGCAAUCAGACUCGUUCUCAUUCACACUUUUCACGAAGUAAACAGUAGCGAAGCAA
This is a messenger RNA of Chara braunii, 1246 nucleotides long. The record is from the annotation of a GenBank genome assembly. NCBI's taxonomy places the organism in Eukaryota, Viridiplantae, Streptophyta, Charophyceae, Charales, Characeae.